Dentiscutata erythropus is the source of this 834-nucleotide messenger RNA. Lineage: Eukaryota; Fungi; Glomeromycota; Glomeromycetes; Diversisporales; Gigasporaceae. The record is from the annotation of a GenBank genome assembly.
AUGUCUUCGCGAAUUUUACGAAGUAAAGUAGAUAAAAGAAAAUAUGAGAGUGAUAAUGAUGAUGAUUUGAAUAGAAAAUCUAGAAAAGAAAAGCGACAAAGAAGAAUAACCAAGUCCUUCGUAAUCAUUCAAAUUGAUAAUUUUAUAAAAGAUAUCAGUAACCAAAAACACAAAGCUUCCAAUGAAACCAAAUGUAUCUAUAAUCAUGGAAUUGAAUUGUUUGAAGAUUUGAAGAAAAUUUUCGAACUUACUAAUAAGGAUAAUUCUUCGGUUUUUGCAUUUUAUCGUAAUUUUCAAGAUAACAGAAAAGAAAGUGUUAAGGAAAUUAAAAAAUUAUGUAAAGAAAACCAGCGACUUUUGAAAGAAAUUGAUGAAUUAAAUAAAGAGAUUAUGACAUUGAAUGAUCAAUACUUAAACGAAGUGGCUGAAAAUAAAAAAAUGAGAUCACAAAUUGAAGAGCUGGCCAAAGAGACCAAAAGAUUAGAAGAAGAACUUAGAAUAUCAAGAGAAACUAGUAAAGCAUUAAGUACUGAAAGAAGUGAAAUUGCAAAAAGAAUUAAUAAUGUGUUACGUAAAAAAGAAUCUGCUGAAAAUAGAAUUAGAGAACUCGAAGAACAACAUAAAGAAGAUCUUAAUUCAAGAGAUUUUACAUUCGAACUCAAAAAUCAGAUUGUUUUAUUAAGACAGAAGGUUAUGGAUUUAGAAACUAGUUUAAGAAACAUAAGCAAAAGAAGAUUGAAUCAAUCAACGGGUUCAAAUUGGACAGAUAAUGAAACUUCUGAACAUGUUGAAAGCAAUAGCAGUUCAGAGAUCGAGAUACAAGCAAUCUAUUAG